Tremella mesenterica DSM 1558 is the source of this 2109-nucleotide messenger RNA. RefSeq lists its product as uncharacterized. Gene Ontology annotation, biological process: autophagy of mitochondrion; nucleophagy; protein lipidation. The transcript is spliced from 5 exons. The coding region runs from base 99 to 1943 and encodes 614 amino acids. NCBI's taxonomy places the organism in Eukaryota, Fungi, Basidiomycota, Tremellomycetes, Tremellales, Tremellaceae. Gene Ontology annotation, cellular component: phagophore assembly site membrane; cytosol; extrinsic component of membrane. The record is from RefSeq and is a predicted model, not a curated record. Gene Ontology annotation, molecular function: phosphatidylinositol-3,5-bisphosphate binding; phosphatidylinositol-3-phosphate binding.
AUCUUCCUCAUCAUCAACAAACUCCCAUCAGCUCAUGAUCUCAACCAUCUGAAUUCUCACAGCUUUCACAACUUCCCCAUGUACCCUGCUCCGACGCCAUGCAGCUCGGCAGGUUUCAAGUCUCUACCCUCCGUCCUGCUCCCGUACUCUCCAUCACUUUCUCCCCGGACGGACGAUUGUUUACCAUUGCCACCGAGACGGGAUACGAGAUAUGGCGUACAUAUCCACUUGUCAUAGUUCGUCGUCGUAUUCUAUCAGGUACCCUGGCGUUAGUGGUCCCUCUCCUUGAUGGACCUUUGUUGGUGCUCCAAGGAGGUGGUCGGACACCUGUAUACUCCCCCAACAAAGUCAUAAUAUAUCAUGAUGGUCUUGGAAUUGCAGUUGCAGAGCUGGAAUUUGAGGAGAGAGUGAGAAAUGUCGCCAUACGUCGAUCAACUUUUUGUGUAGCGCUAUCACACAGAGCAAUAGCUUUUGAAUAUGGUAUUCGACAAGUUGCCCAAGGGGAUGUUAAAGGUAAAGGCAAAGAAGCAGGUUUCUGGGUUCAUAAGAUUGGUGAAUGGGAAACGGCGGAGAACGAGUUGGGUCUCAUGGCGUUAUCCACAAACACCGGCUCAACUUUACUGGCUCUUCCCGGUAGACAAGCGGGACACGUGCAAUUAAACAAUCUUCCCCCUUGUCCUCCUCCAGCGUCAGAAAUUACGAAUCCUUCUCAAGACUCGGGAAAACGUGGACAUAGACAAGGUCAAACAUUUCGAAAUCCGAUUAUUCUCGCUCAUGAUCACCCGUUAUCUACUUUAGCAUGUACCGCCAAUGGAUCACAUAUCCUGACUACUGGUGAGCUCGGCACGUUGGUCCGAGUAUGGGAUACGACUACAGGAGGAUUGGAGAGGGAAUAUCGGCGUGGGAUGGAUCCGGUCCGAAUGUGGGGGGCCAAGUUUGAAUUUGGAGUUUUACCCUUACCAUCAGGUGAGAAGAUGGAUCGUGAUGAGAGUAUGGACAAAGGAGGACGUUUAGUGGGAUGGAGUGAUAAAGGUACUGUGCAUGUUUUUGGACCUGAUGUAACUCUCGAGUCUACUGGAGGAUCAAGAUCAUCUGAAGGAUUAACAAUAAGCUCUACUCCUACAUCUCAACCAAGUCUCACGAGCUUACUUUCACGUAACCUACCCUUACCUAGAUACUUUUCUACCCCAGGUAGUUUCGCUCAAUAUCAUCUCCCUCGAAAAAACCCUCAUGCUUUCUCAUCAGCUAUCAGUUCUGCCGCUGCUGCCGCCCGUGUACCGAGUAUGAAAAUGAAAGAAGAAGCUCAACGCGCUCAACAAGGAGAAUGGGCCGAAAGAUUCGUUGUUACUUGGAUCAAAGUUCAAAUUCCCUUAUCUCCUUCAACAUCAACUUCAUCCCCUAUUCUCCCCCCUCAUUUAUAUCACCCUUCCCAUUCUUCUACCACUCCGAAUCAACAUCAUAUCGCACAAGAUAGUAACAAGUCGAGAUCAAAAACCAGCAUCGCGUUCAAAGACGACCCUCUCCGCUUAGGUGUAGGAAUGGGUAAUAGAGAAGAAAGACGUUCAUUUGGAAGUGGGAGUGAUCGUACUAUACGUUCACCCAGAGCCGGAACGGUAACUCCUACGAUUGGAGGCAAUGUAACCCCAACUCAACAGAAUACCAUAUAUACACGUCGUUUGCCAGGAGUAGUGAAGAAUCAAGAUCGAAGACCUUCUUCUGGAAGUAUAAAAGGUAAGAGUAAAGUUCAAUUGGAUGAUGGAUCAAAGAUGAAGGUGGAACAUCAAUUAGUAGUGAUCACUCAUUCGGGUGAUUGGUAUAGGUUGAGAAUACCUGAUCCUUCAGAUCCUACAAAAGAGGAACAAGGUGAAGAUGUGAAGAGACAUAAAGGUCAAUGUGAAUUGGUAGAAUAUCGUCGAUUGGGUGUUGGUGGAACUGGGUGGUAGAUGGGAAGUUUUGUUCAUUGAAUGGACCAUGAUUGAUUUGAUGGACAUUUAAUUUUACUAUCGUGUAGCAAUACUGUACUUUACUCGUAAAGCUAUCGCAUCGGCAUCCUAUGACCUUGAGUCUUUGUUGUACUGUAUCACCUACUAUGCAUGCUUGCAUCGUCAA